This is a messenger RNA of Bubalus bubalis (water buffalo), 449 nucleotides long. RefSeq names its product histone H2B subacrosomal variant. NCBI's taxonomy places the organism in Eukaryota, Metazoa, Chordata, Mammalia, Artiodactyla, Bovidae. Gene Ontology annotation, biological process: nucleosome assembly. Gene Ontology annotation, cellular component: nucleosome. The transcript has a single exon. The record is from RefSeq and is a predicted model, not a curated record. Gene Ontology annotation, molecular function: structural constituent of chromatin; protein heterodimerization activity; DNA binding. The coding region runs from base 42 to 449 and encodes 135 amino acids.
CUUCUCCUCUCCACUUGUAACUGAUAAGAACAACAUCUGCAAUGGCCAGAAACAUCACCAAGAAGAACAAGCGCUGCAGAGGACACCAAAAAGCAAUCUCCAAAAAGAAAUCACAUUCCAGCACUGAAUCUGGCCUUAGGAAUUACUCACUCUACAUAAACAGGGUCCUAAAAGAAGUGGUUCCCCAGAAGAGCAUAUCAUCUCGCACCAUUGACAUCAUAAACACCAUGAUCAAUGACACGUUUGAGAGCAUUUCCACUGCAGCCUGCAACCUAAUGUAUUACAGAAAACGCUGUACCCUCACCCCUGAAGACAUCGAGAAGGCAGUGUAUUUGCUGCUGCCUGAGAAACUGGCUAAGUAUGCAGUGGCUUUCGGAAAAGAAGCUGUCCAACGAUAUGUCCGCUCCUUAACUCCAUGUUCCAGCUUCAUUAAAUCUUGGGGAAAGUAA